AUGGUGCUACCUAGUUAUAAAAAAAAUCUCUUUUUCUUUAUAAAAAAAUCCCUAGUUAUAGUUAAAAAUCUCUUGAAAAAGAGUCGUGAAAGAUACUUUUCCAACCUCGGCCAGAGUUGGUAUCUAAACCCGAAACGCUUUUGGAAUCUGUUUAAAGUAAAAUCCCAAACCAGUACUAUCCCACAAUCUGUAUCGUGGACAGUAGGAAACGACACAAAAGUCGCCAACAACACGACGACUAUCGCUAAUAUGUUCAAUAACUACUCCUCAGUAUCGAUCGCUCCACAAGAAGAUCUUCAAUCUAACAACGCUACUACGACAGAUAUAAAUGACACUAUUUCUUCUGGUUCACCUACGCAGUCAAUAGAUCAAUUAUCAGUGACGGAAAGUGAUGUUCUGAGAACUCUAAAAUCUCUCGACCCAGAUAAAGCAUUAGGACCAGAUGAAAUCCCUGGUAGAAUUCCGAAAGUAACAGCCAACCAAAUUGCUCCGUCGCUCACUCGCUUGUUUAACAAAUCUCUCCAAAUUGGGGUAGUACCCGAUGAGUGGAAGCUUGCAAAUGUCGUUCCAGUAUUUAAAAAAGGAGAAAAGGAUCGCGUAGAAAACUACAGACCUGUUUCUCUUUUAUGUAUAGCAUCGAAAUUGUUGGAACGAUGCAUAUUAAACCACCUUACUAAGGUGGUGACCUUAGAUUCUAUCUAGAGAACAUAAUAAAUCGCUGUCAGCAUGUUUUACUCCCGGGAAAUCCUGCACUACUCAACUCAUCCAAGUUAUAGAUACAAUUGGUAAACUUCUUGAUCAAGGAGAGCAGAUAGAUGUCGUUUAUCUUGAUAUGUCCAAGGCAUUCGAUAAAGUGAAUCACACGAAGAUGAUCGAUAAACUCCGCAGUUUUAGAUUCAACGGUGGCUUACUUUCUUGGUUCCAGUCCUAUCUUCGCCAUCGUCGACAAAAAGUGACAGUGUUAGGAUCAACAUCUACGUCGACGCCCGUGACAUCCGGAGUACCAUAAGGAUCUAUCUUGGAUCCAAUCCUGUUUCUGCUUUACGUCAAUGAUCCGAUGCGAUAUCCUUGUCUACAAUUGCAACUUUUGCAGACGAUACCAAAUUGUUCCAAUGCAUAUCGUGUGAAGCAGACAGCUCUCUCUUACAAGAAGAUCUGACCAAUAUAAACAACUGGUCAUCGUCUUCUGAUCUUAUGUUUAAUCAGUCUAAAUUAUGUAAAGUUCAGACAAUAUCGCGUAAACGAAAGCCCAUUAUGGCCUCAUAUUCCACGGGAAAUACGCAGCUCGACCACUGUUUCCAAGAACGUGACCUUGGAGUAUGGAUCUCGUCUGAUCUAUCGUGGAAGAAGCAGGUAGAAUCGCAGAGUACAAAAGCAAACCAGAUCUUGGGGUACGUGAAAAGAACAACAAAAAAUUUAAAGUCCCUCACAACAAGACGAACAAUUUAUUUAACAAUUGUACGUGCUCAUCUUGGUUACGCGACGCAAGUCUGGGCGCCUCAAACUGUAGAGCAAAUGAGAAAGAUUGAACGGGUUCAGCGACGUGCAACUAAAUAUAUUCUCCAUCUGCCAUUUAACUCCAGACGUCUCAUACAAAGACAGACUAAUUCAAUGUAACUUAAUUCCAUUAACUUACUGGCAUGAGUACUUAGACAUGGUCUUUUUCUUCAAACUAAUAAACAAUCUUAUCCAUGUGAACGAUACUUUCCUACCGAAAUCAAAGAAAUCUGAGAGAUCAACAAGAUUGUCGCGUAAUGCGGUUGGUACUACCUUCAAAGAGCAACGAUACAGAACAUCAACGUACAGCAGAUCUUACUUAAUACGAUCAACACGGACAUGGAACGCACUACCGAAAGAAAUAACCCAAAACCACAACAAAUCUUCUCUUGCCACUUUCAAGAAUAUUCUGAAAGAAUACUACUACUCCGCUCUUCCCUUAACUUUCGACCCUGACGACCCACGUACAUGGAAGACAACCUGUGUCAAAUGUAACUGUGUUCGAAGUUUGCUGGUUCCCCCUUCUUGUUGUUUUUGAACCUCGCGCAACUGAUUAUUUAUAUUUUGGUAAAACCAGGGCCUUUCCAUACCAGAUAAUUCCAGAUCGCGGCUGUGGACGGGCAUCUUUCAGGUUAUUUUCAAACUGGAUUGUGUGUAAAUUUCAGUCACUGUGUUUUUUAAGGUUUUUUCAUAUCCAUGCUAUUACAUUGUAUGGAAAGGUUUUGCUUUUACCAAUGGUAAAAUAAUAUAUUUUUUAUAAGUAAGUGUCUGAUUGCUUGAUCUCUUGGUUGGUUGAUUGAACACGUCAAUUGAACAGUUCGUUAAUUGAUUGAUUGAUUUUAUUAUUUAGUCCUUUUCCGUUUACUGUUCAGUAAACUUAACUAAUUUAACGAAUAUUGUGAAGAAGGAUCCGCAGUAAUUGGCUGUAGCUGUUGCGGAAAUCCUGCCUUGUUUAUAUAUAUAGUAAUUAGAUGUUUCUUCUUAAUAUUGUUACCAAGGCAAAGUUAGAUAAAUUAAAUUAAAUUAAAUUACUCACAGCUCUUCCUAUGUAUUUUACUUGCUGGUGAUGUUGCCAUCAAUCCUGGACCGACCAUAACUUCAAAUCGGAUAUCUGAUUUAAAAUCGAACCCAUUAAACGCUCUCUACCUUAACGCAAGAAGUUUAAAAGCCUUUGUUUCCUCAGAUAACGAUCACUUGUCUAAAGUAUGUAAGAUUACAUUGCUACAAAAUCUGGUCUGCAGUGGAACAUAUGACUUUAUCUGUAUCUGUGAAACAUGGCUUAAUGAAACUGUUCUCAGUAGCGAAUUGUUACCUGGAUACUCUAUUUUCCGUCGUGACAGAGUGGAAAAGAUUGGUGGCGGUGUGCUUGUUGCGGUAAAAAGUAAUAUACAUGCUACUCGUCGAAUGGAUCUUGAAAGAGAAAAUGUGGAACUUGUUGUCGUAGAAUUUGCCAUGGAAAGCAACAAAACAGCUCUCCUGUAUACCUUUUAUCAUUCUCCUAAUUCUUACCCUGAUGUAAAUACAACAUCUAAAUGCAUCGCUUCAAAGUAAUCCUGAAUCUAGCUGCAUUAUCUUGAUAGGAGACUUUAAUCUUCCAGCAAUUGACUGGUCUCUCGAUCAACCAACGCCUGCAACUAAUGGAGGUCAACUUGAAGAGUCAUUUUGUGAUUUGGUAGCUGAUAGUUUCCUACAACAAUUUAUCUCUGGUUCCACGCACAUUGAUGGUAACAAGCUUGAUCUGCUGCUCUGUAACUGUCCUGAGAUUAUCAAAAACGUAUCAUCACUUCCACCCGAACAAUUAACUUUUCCAACCGAUCAUAACAUCAUCGAAUUCGAGGUCCAACAUUCGUUUCGUCGUGCUAACCCAAUAACACGCACUGUCUUCGGUUAUAGGCGGGGAAAUUUUGAUGAGCUCCGCAGUUACUUAACACGCAAGUCCUGUGAAACUAUUUCAUCUGAUGAUAUUAACGAGUGCUGGUCACAAUGGAAAGAAUGGUUUCUAAACGCUGUUCAGAAAUAUAUCCCUGUUAAAAAAGUUAAGGACAAAAACUCGCCUCCCUGGAUUGACGGAGAAGUAAGAUACCAUAUUCGAAAGAAAUAUGCUGCUCUGAAGAAAUAUAGGAAAACUCGAACUGACUAUCGUAAGCGAAAGCUGCGUGAAAUAAGUCAAACUAUCAAAUAUCUAGUUCGAACGAAACAUCGUGACUACUUACUUAAGAUUAAGGUGUCUUUCCGCAGCAACCCGAAACUGUUCUGGAGCUAUCAUAAAGCUAUUUUUCAUCACCGGUCAACUCAAAACGCUGUCAUUUCACAUAAUGGCAUUGUGGCAAAAACACCUACUGAGAAAGCCGAACUUUUUAACUCCUACUUCUCGUCAGUUUUCCAACCUUCAACGACUAAUGAAGCUACUAACUCCCGCAAUUCUCGACUACCAACUGAUUCACAACUAAGUGAGAUCACGCUUGAUGUCGAAGAAGUUGUAAACAGUCUGUUGAAUCUGAAUGUUUCAAAAGCUAGUGGCCCUGAUGGAAUUCCUGCCCGCCUUCUGAAAGAAUGUAGUCAUCAAAUCGCUCCAAGCCUUUGCACUCUUUACAACCAUUCACUAAGAUCUGGACAUAUUCCUUCUGAGUGGAAAUCAGCAGAUGUUACUCCAGUGCACAAGAAGAAUUCCAAAGAACCAGCUGUGAACUACAGACCAAUCUCGCUAUUGCCCAUCAUUAGUAAGACCUUAGAACGGUGCAUUUACUGGAGAUUUUAUGACCAUGUUGUGAACCUUAUCAGUCCACCUCAACACGGUUUUCUGAGAAAUCGCUCGUGUGUCACCCAACUCCUAUCAGCUUUCCACUCUAUCGGGCAAGAUCUAGAUAAGAAUACUCAGACUGAUGUCUUGUACCUGGACUUCGCCAAAGCGUUUGACUCCGUUGACCAUAAUAUCUUACUGGAUAAGCUGCGUUGGUACGGCGUGACAAGAUCUGUUCUUGAUUGGUUCGCUGACUAUUUAAACGGUAGGACUCAGAGAGUUGUUGUGGAUGGAGUAGCUUCUGCAUGGUCAUCAGUCACAUCAGGUGUGCCUCAGGGAAGCAUUCUUGGACCAGUUUUGCUCAUUGUAUUUAUUAACGAUCUCCCAGACAUCAUACAUAACGGAACUGAAAUUGCCCUGUUCGCGGACGAUACGAAAAUUCACAGACAUAUUAUCUCGACUCGCGACUGUGAAAGCUUACAACAUUCAUUGGUCAAGUUAGAUCUGUGGAGUAUGGAAAACAAUCUCUUCUUCAAUGCCUCUAAGUGUAAAGUCCUCACCGUCACACGAAAGAAAACGCCUAUCAUCUACGAAUACACCCUUGGGACCGAAAAGCUAACUCGGGUUGACCAUGAAAAGGACCUUGGUAUUACGACUACUACAAAACUCUCAUGGAAACUACACAUAAACACCAUUGUUGCGAAGGCCAACAAAAUGUUAGGUAUACUUAAAAGAACCUGUACUAGUAUUACAGACAGGAGGGCAUCCAAGUGGAUACUAAUGAACAGAGAGAUGCCUUACAAAGAACGGCUGUCGUCGUUAAACCUGCUACCAUUAAGUUACGAUAGAGAAAUGAAGGACUUAACAUUCUUUUAUAAAGCUUUAUUUGGUUUUAUAAACGUGAACUUGAGUAACUAUGUGUCGUUUGUCAGCCAUGGUCGUACUCGAUUGAGUCUUUCCUCUGAGUAUAUCCUUCAAAACCCACUGUAUAAAACUACCACUUUUCAAUCCUCCUACUACAACC
This is a messenger RNA of Paramuricea clavata, 5261 nucleotides long. The record is from the annotation of a GenBank genome assembly. Lineage: Eukaryota; Metazoa; Cnidaria; Anthozoa; Malacalcyonacea; Plexauridae.